AUGCCGCCGUCUCCUCAGAAACUGCUUGACUAUCACCCCGAGUACCGAGUUCUUGUAUGCACACAGUGUCAAUACGCUAUCCAGCCCCGGGCCAUCAACCGGCAUCUUAAAGAAAUACACAAGAUCUACAGAUCUGCCCGGCACCCGUAUACCACUUAUACGGCCAAGUACAACCUAUCCGAGCCUGGGGAUGUCGUCAAGGCUCGAGUCAUCGACUUUCCGAUUCCCUACUUGCCAGUUUUUGAUGGGCUAAGAUGCCUUGACACUGACUGCGAAUAUUUGUGCAUUUCCAACAAGCGGAUGCAGAAGCAUUGGCUCUCGGAACAUGGACGCCAUGGCUAUGCAGAUAUCGACUGGACUCCAGCGCCGUUGCAAACAUUCUUCCGUGGAAACCUGUUGCACUACUUUACAAGUAUAGACAUUACUAAAACAAGAAUAGCAAGACGUUCAGCAGCAACACUAGGGACUUCAGAUCAAAACUUGCUUCAACACUUUCAGACAGUAACAUGCAAGACCCUCCCAAGUCAGCACGAGCAAAUCUGGCGUCUCGCUGUCCCUAGCAUCGCCGAGCACAACCCAUUCCUGAUGCAUGCGGUACUGGCUUGCUCAUCACUCCACCUCGCAACAAAGUAUCCAUUGGAUCAAGUUUACCUCACACUAGCACACAAACACCAGAACAGAGCCAUGGCACUAUUUCGAGAAGCGAUUGGCCAUGUGGCUAAGACAAACUGUGAAGCGAUUGCCGCCUUCUCGCAUCUGCUCGUUGUCUACGCUUUUGGGGCGGAGAGGCAGGAAAACACUCUCCUCCUCACCCGAUCUUGCAGCUCAGAUCCAGAUGGCCUAUGUAGCUGGCUAUACUUCAUACGGAACGGAUGCUCCCUGGUGAAUGGCUACCGACAUAUCAUCGCAACUGGUCCACUUGGGAAGCUCGUCCAAAUAUGGGGAGAACCCAACACAGAGAUGAGCCAACAGAAGGCGUCCGAAACCAAGGAAAGGUUGAUGUCCGUCAUUCAGGACGGACAUGACAUGUGGUCUCCUACCGAGUACGAGAUCCUCACCGAUGCGGCAUGCAAGCUAGGGCAUGCGUUCGCGUCUGCGGAAGCGUUGGGCGAUGGCUUCGACACUUGGACUGCCGUUCGCAACUGGCCGACGACAGUCUCAAUCGAAAAUUGA
Messenger RNA from Fusarium vanettenii 77-13-4, 1173 nucleotides. RefSeq lists its product as uncharacterized. The transcript has 3 exons. Gene Ontology annotation, biological process: regulation of transcription by RNA polymerase II. The coding region runs from base 1 to 1173 and encodes 390 amino acids. The record is from RefSeq and is a predicted model, not a curated record. Lineage: Eukaryota; Fungi; Ascomycota; Sordariomycetes; Hypocreales; Nectriaceae. Gene Ontology annotation, molecular function: DNA-binding transcription activator activity, RNA polymerase II-specific.